Peronospora matthiolae is the source of this 2277-nucleotide messenger RNA. The record is from the annotation of a GenBank genome assembly. Lineage: Eukaryota; Oomycota; Peronosporomycetes; Peronosporales; Peronosporaceae.
AUGGCUAGUCGCAUGUGGUUGAAAGAGAAGUUUUCGUCGUUUCGCUACACAGCGAGCUCGAUGGAGAAGCAUUUCGAGGAGCUGGAGGCUCUUGUUUUGCAGAUGGGCGGCGCGGGGUGCCGUCCGGAUGAAGAAGACGUGUGUGCGACGCUGCUACGCAGCCUCCCAGCGUCGUUCGAAGGUUUGGUGCAGGCGUUUCGUAUGAGCGUCGGCAAGUUCACGUACGGAGACGUGAUGAGUCGAGUGUUGGCGGAGGACAUUAGACAGAAGGAGCAAGGCCGCAUAGAAGAGGAGACGGCAAAGUUAGCUGGAAGAGGAAGACAAGAAUGGAAGAAGAAGCCAUUCGACAAGCGUGGGAUCCAGUGCUAUCAGUGCGGAAAACGCGGUCACUUUAAGCGAGAGUGCACAAACGGAGACACCGAGACACACGAAUCAAACGUGUCGUUCCAUGUCACGACUACCCAUGGGGGCGUAUGCCGUGAGUGGGUGGUCGACAGUGGAGCGUCAAACCACAUGUGUGCAUCGAGGGAGGCAUUUGUGGAUCAUCGUGUUGAUCACAGCAACCGCACAGUGUCAGUAGCCAAGUCUGGCGUGACGUUACGAGUGCUUGGUGUCGGAACGGUCGUGCUUGACUUAAAUAUUCAUCCUACGAUCCAGUCGGUUGGACAACCGACUGGAUUGGUGUGCGCUCGACUCGAAAACACACUGCACGUGGAGAAUUUAAGUCGCAAUUUGUUUUCAAUACCGGCGAUCUUGGCUAAGGCGAUGCAUGUCAGCAUGGACAUCAACGGGUGUAAGAUCUACCGGAACGGCAAGGUCGUUGGAAGCGGCACGAAGAGAGGUAAUCUUAUCUACCUAAACGUUGCCAAUGACGCUGAGUGUCAUGUAGCCUCUGAAGUAGGCGACCUAUGGCACCGUCGUUUCGGACAUGCGUCGCACGAAUCGGUUGCAAAGGUCCUUGCGAAAAACAAGAUCUGUACUGGAAGUAUUAGCAAUAAGUUAUGCAAUGUGUGCGAACUUUCAAAGCAAGCACGAAAACCGUACCCAACGCACGAUACUGGUGCGAAUGUACAAUCGGAUAUCGUGUGCUCAUAUGUACUUGAACCAAUCAUCCCUGCGUCUCGAUCCGGAUGUGCGUACGCAGUGACGUUCAUUAUGAUGAAGACACGCUUCGUGAAGGUGUAUCCGGUAGUGCGAAAGUCAGACGUGCUAUCUGAGUUCAUCGAAUUCCGACAGUACAUGAAGACACAAGCGGGAGUGAGUGUGCGCACUAUUCGCAGUGAUAAUGGAGGGGAGUACACCUCAACCGACAUGAAGACGUACUGCGCGCUGAAGAAUGUCAAACAGGAAUUUACGAUCCCGCACAAUCCUCAGCAAAUUGGUAUGGCCGAGCGUGCUAAUCGGACGCUGGUCGAGAUGGCUCGAUGCAUGCUAAAAGACAGUGAUAUGGAGAAGACAUUCUGGGCGGAGGCUCUGGUGACUGCCGCGUACAUUCGCAACACAAUCAGCACGGCGACGCGUACUCACACUACGCCAUAUGAAGAAACGUUUUAUCGUCUUUUUGAUUACGGCAGUCUUCGCGUGUUUGGCACCGAGUGCUUUGCUCACGUACCAAAGACAAAGAGAUCAAAGCUUAACGACAGCGGUGUCCGAUGCCGUAUGCUUGGGUACCUCGAAAAUCAGAAGGGGUAUCGGCUACUGAACGCAUCAACGGGCCAGAUAAUGCACUCGCGAAGCGUCACAUUCGAUGAAUCUGCGCGUGAAAAAGUGAAGCCAGAGAUUGACGAAGAUGUCGAGUCAGAUGGACACGAGACCGAACUGACAGAUACUAAGUUUCACGGUUCAGUAGAUGCGAAUUUGAACGACAACGGUGCGCGCGGGAUGGCAAGUGAACAUCAGCUCGUGCAUUGCAAUUACCCUCAAACGCAUCAGCUUCAAGUAGUUGAUCCACGGGGAUCAGAAUUCUUACCCGGCUCCACCAGUAUUCAGCCACACGGUAAUGCUGAAGUUCAAAUUCAGGGUCAUCAUCAACUAAAUGGAUGUACCGACAUAGUGCUAACGGAUCUGGAAGAGAGCAUGUCACCUCGAAUGACUGGUCGACAGAUGAUUACCAGCAAUCCGUCUGGUACUCCUGAUCGAGACGGCUUAAAUCAGCGACGGGUGCGACCUGCGCGGAAGAAGCGUGGUAUACUACGCUAUGAAGACGAGUUCAAUGGAAUGCGUCGUAUGGAUUCCAACGAGGCAGACUUGGAAGACGAGUUUGAUGGUCUGCAUUGA